Mus caroli (Ryukyu mouse) is the source of this 3510-nucleotide messenger RNA. It is a transcript of the gene Rtn4rl1, whose product is annotated as reticulon 4 receptor like 1. Gene Ontology annotation, molecular function: protein binding. Gene Ontology annotation, cellular component: plasma membrane. The record is from RefSeq and is a predicted model, not a curated record. NCBI's taxonomy places the organism in Eukaryota, Metazoa, Chordata, Mammalia, Rodentia, Muridae.
GGAAGGGAGGCGCCCCGCUCGGCGGAUCGCUCGGUCCUGCAAACGCGCGCCGGGCGCUUUCCCGGAGCUGGGCUGUGCGUGCGAGCGCCCUUUUGCAGCAGCCGCUGCCCGAGGGGGCGGGGAAGAGGGGACAUCGGCUGGCCGGCCAGGGGGCGGCGUCCCCCCUCAAAACCGCCUGCAAAGUGUUUGGGGCGGCAGAAUCAGGCCGCCAGCUCGGCGGAGCAAGCCACUCGCCCCGGGGCUGAGCGAGCGCACCGCGUUGGUUGGCAGCGCCGCGGUUGCUAGCAGGCGCCGGUGCCCUGGGCGCCGGGUUUGGGCUCACCAUGCCCCUGCGGGACCGGGCCGCCGGGCACAAGCGGAUUCCCGGUUUGCCUCCGCCUCGACGCUCUCGGAUUAGCUGCAGCUGGCGCCCAGGGAUUUGAAUCUGGACCCCAGGAGGGAGCGCGCCUAGGCCGACCUCGGAGCGGCGGCCCCGCGGCCAACAUGCUUCGCAAAGGGUGCUGUGUGGAAUUGCUGCUGUUGCUGCUGGCUGGAGAGCUACCUCUGGGUGGUGGUUGUCCUCGAGACUGUGUGUGCUACCCUGCGCCCAUGACUGUCAGCUGCCAGGCACACAACUUUGCCGCCAUUCCAGAGGGCAUCCCAGAGGACAGUGAGCGCAUCUUCCUGCAGAACAAUCGCAUCACCUUCCUCCAGCAGGGCCACUUCAGCCCCGCCAUGGUCACCCUCUGGAUCUACUCCAACAACAUCACUUUCAUUGCUCCCAACACCUUCGAGGGCUUUGUGCAUCUGGAGGAGCUAGACCUUGGAGACAACCGACAGCUGCGAACACUGGCACCCGAGACCUUCCAAGGCCUGGUGAAGCUUCACGCCCUCUACCUCUAUAAGUGUGGACUGAGCGCCCUGCCCGCAGGCAUCUUUGGUGGCCUGCACAGCCUGCAGUAUCUCUACUUGCAGGACAACCAUAUCGAGUACCUCCAAGAUGACAUCUUUGUGGACCUGGUCAACCUCAGUCACUUGUUUCUCCAUGGUAACAAGCUAUGGAGCCUGGGCCAGGGCAUCUUUCGGGGCCUGGUGAACCUGGACCGGUUGCUGUUGCAUGAGAACCAGCUACAGUGGGUUCACCACAAGGCUUUCCAUGACCUCCACAGGCUAACCACCCUCUUUCUCUUCAACAACAGCCUCACCGAGCUGCAGGGUGACUGUCUGGUCCCCCUGGUGGCCUUGGAGUUCCUUCGCCUCAAUGGGAAUGCUUGGGACUGUGGCUGCCGGGCACGUUCCCUGUGGGAAUGGCUGCGAAGGUUCCGUGGCUCUAGCUCUGCUGUCCCCUGCGCGACCCCCGAGCUGCGGCAAGGCCAGGACCUGAAGCUGCUGAGGGUGGAGGACUUCCGGAACUGCACAGGACCAGCGUCUCCUCACCAGAUCAAGUCUCACACGCUUACCACCUCUGACAGGGCUGCCCGCAAGGAGCACCAUCCUUCCCAUGGGGCCUCCAGGGACAAAGGCCACCCGCAUGGCCAUCCGCCUGGCUCCAGGUCAGGUUACAAGAAGCCAGGCAAGAAUUGCACCAACCACAGGAACCGGAACCAGAUCUCUAAGGUGAGCUCUGGGAACGAGCUUACUGAACUGCAGGACUAUGCCCCCGACUAUCAGCACAAGUUCAGCUUUGACAUCAUGCCCACCGCACGACCCAAGAGGAAGGGCAAGUGUGCUCGCAGGACCCCCAUCCGUGCCCCCAGUGGGGUGCAGCAGGCCUCCUCAGGCACGGCCCUUGGGGCCUCACUCCUGGCCUGGAUACUGGGGCUGGCGGUCACUCUCCGCUGAGGACCCAGGGCUCCGUCACCCAGCACUGCCACAUGUCCAGCAAGGAACAGAAUCUUUUCUUCUUUUCUUUCUUUCUUUUUUUUUUUCUAAGUGGAAGAUCUGCUGGGUUUCAGGAAAAGGCUGCUGAAGCCUUCAGCCACCGUCUGGACCCUUCCUGGUGGAUUAUAAGCCCAAAGUGUACAGCCGUAGACAGGAAGGGUAUCAAGUCUCACUCGGCUGUCCCGACUGAGCACCUCCGGACCGUAUCCGCUCCAGCACAGUGGUCAAAGGCACGCAAAGUGAGUCAUUAGUGGUGUCGGGACAUGCGCCCCUUGAAGAAGCUGGGCUCCGCGGAAGCCUGGUCAUUUGGAGAGAAGGGCUGAAGGACCCUGCUGGUUUUGGAAGGAGUAGGACUCAGAACAAGGCUCUCCCAGAGCCAGCUGGGGCAACCAGCAGUCUCAGAGCACUCUUGGCUCUUGUCUGAGAUCACUUAGUUAACCUGCCCUAUCCAACCCUAUGUCACCCUCAGUCCCUAUCCAUGGGGGUAAUGCCUCUCAUUCCUGACGUCUCAGGCAGCCCCGGCAGACCUGCUGGGGUCCAAGAACCAAUCACCAAAGGAGAGAUCGCCAGAGGAUGACAUUUAGAACUUUACUCGCAAUGAGAGUCACACAGAAGGUGCAGUUUUAUACCUAUGUCCACUUAUAUAUAUUCUCACUCUGCCCACACACCCACAUGAUAUAUCUAUAUAUAUAUAUAAAUAUAUAAAUGCACAGGUCCCCCAACCCACUCCUUACCAAACUGUAUGUCUUAUCAUGUUUAUAAACUAUACGGGAACCUAUAUUUGCCCAAUUAAGGACUGUAUCGGUAACUUCUAGCAAGAAAAAAAAAAAAAAAAAACUGCGGCAAUUUUGUUCAGAACCCCAGCCAGCAACAAUAGUCCCUGGGCUUGCUGGGGGCAAAGGUGUGUCAGUGGGAAGAGUUGGGAAGGAAGAGAAGCAGCAAGAAUCACUUCAGGGGACCAACAUUCUUAGAUACUUAGAACAUCACCUCGUUUUUAUAUGCAACACAUGCCUGUCUGGCACCCCGGAGCACCCCAUCACCCCUACUGUAGAAGCUGCAGACAUUAGCGAGAGAAAUGGAUGUCAGGGUGCUGGAGGCAAGCUAGGCGGAGCUGGGGAAGACGUUUCUGGGGGUUUUCAAGCUGGCAGACAAGGCAGCGUCUACAGUGUUAGUCCAAUGGGUUGGAUGGACAAUGUCCUUCUUAGCACUUUGUGCAGGCCAGGGAGGCUCUGAGCUCUGGCCUCAGGAGAGGCUUAGCUGCAGUUUUAACAUUUAGGCUCUUUGGCCAGUGACCUACUGAGGGCCCUGAGUAGUCUGGCAGUGGGAAAAAAAUCUAGUGGCCUUAGCAGAUGAGGGUGUUUCAGUAGCCAUCUCAGGAACCCUGUAUCACAGGGGUCCUGCUCCUCCUGGAUGACCCCAGGACGGGCAGAGGUCAGAGGGCCAGACUCAGGGGUCAGCCCAGAAGGCAGCCUGCAGGCAAGCCCAGUCAGGGAAUAGGGGCUGUUGGCCCAAGGGUCUCUGGCAAGCACAGUCUCUUGUGCUCUGCAUAGACAGACCUGAAUUCCCUACCAGAGAGGAUACCUGAGGAGUAAGAAAUGCUGAAUCCAGUUAAGAGAGAACAAUAAUAAUAAAAAUUCUCUUGGACAAGAA